AUGUCUCUCUCCCCGAAGAUGUUGCCGUGCAAGAAGAGGAGAGCCAUCCCAGUGGAUUCCUCUGAGGAGGAGAUGGGCCCCUCUUCAGAUGUGCAGUCUGUUAAAAUGGAGACGUCUUCCUUGUGCGGGAUUCGUCAGCUCAAGGGCUUUAUGCAGCAACACGAGGAAGCUGACUCAACCGAGAGGAGGGCCCGACAUAGCCCGUCUACGGACAGGCCUGCCUGUUCGUCAGCAAAGGUUCUGCCAAUACCUGUCGGGGACUUGUCUUUCUCAGAAGCGUCUGGUGGUGAAAUAGCGAAGGGAGUUGAGGUUCCAUCUAGAAAUGCUGCUCAGAAAGGCUGCAGGGAAUCGGCAGAGGCUUCUUUGAAAGGUGAGAAGAAGGUGUUCUCUAGGCCAGGAUCAGAUGCUUGCCAGCAGAAAGGUGAGGCAAGUCAGGAUUCAAAGGCAGUGCCCAGCUUUGUCGUGGACAAGAACCAGAAACUGGACAAUGCAGCCGGUGGCCUUUCAGCAAAGCCGGAGACCGAAUGCGAGGAGGGAGAUGCCACCUCUAACAUGAAGGCCCCGAAGAUCACGCAGGGCAGCGAGUUGCUUGUAGAGGCUGAGGAGGAAGCUGAAGAGAUGGGGCUAUUUAUCCCAGUGGAAGAGCAAGAAGAAGGAGGGAAGAGGAAGAAGAGGAGGGCUACGAAACGGAAACGGGAGGGGAAAGGCCCGGAGGAGGAAGAGGAGGAGAAAGCCCCCUUGGCUUGCGACCUCAAGCUGGAUGACAGCCUCGACCGGACUCUGGAAGAUGGGGCAAAACAGCACAACCUGACAGCUGUUAAUGUGCGGAACAUCCUCCAUGAAGUGAUCACGAACGAGCACGUCGUGGCCAUGAUGAAAGCUGCUAUCAGCGAGACCGACGACAUCCCCAUGUUUGAGCCAAAGAUGACUCGCUCCAAACUAAAGGAGGUGGUGGAGAAAGGAGUGAUAAUACCUACGUGGAACAUUUCUCCGAUCAAGAAGGCGAAUGAUAUCAAGCCCCCCCAGUUUGUGGACAUUCCCCUUGAGGAAGACGAUUCCUCUGAUGAAGAGUACCAGCCUGAGGAGGAGGAAGAGGAUGAGACAGCAGAGGAGAGCUUGCUGGAGAGUGACGUAGAAAGCGCCACCUCAUCUCCGCACGGGGCCAAGCGGUCCCGAAUCAGACAGUUGUCUGAUGCGAUGGAAGUGGACGAAGAGGGAGGGGCGCCGUCAGAGGCUGAGGCGGCCUCGGCAACCCCCCUCCAGCGGCACAUCAGCGCCGAAGUGGUCCCAAUGGGGCCCCCGCCGCCUCCCAAGCCCAAGCAGAGCAAGGACAGCACCUUCAUGGAGAAGCUCCACGCGGUGGAGGAGGAGCUGGCAUCCAGCCCUGUCUGCAUGGAUUCCUACCAGCCUCUGGAAGACAGCCUGAUCGCUUUCCGCACCCGCUCAAAGAGGCCCCUGAAGGACGUGCCCCUCGGCCAGCUGGAGGCAGAGCUCCGUGCCCCGGAUAUCACCCCCGACAUGUACGACCCCAACACGGCGGACGACGAGGAGUGGAAGAGUUGGCUCGGCGGCCUUAUGAAUGACGAUGUGGGAAAUGAAGAUGAGGCUGAUGACGACGACGACCCUGAAUACAACUUCCUGGAGGACCUGGAUGAGCCAGACACGGAGGAUUUCCGCAACGACCGGGCUGUGAGGAUCACAAAGAAGGAGGUGAAUGAGCUGAUGGAGGAGCUGUUUGAGACGUUUCAGGAUGAGAUGGGCUUCUCCAAUGUGGAGGACGAAGGGCUGGAGGAUGAAGAUAGUGCUGCCGAGGCCCGGCCAAAUUUUAACACUCCCCAGGUGCUCAGGUUUGAAGAGCCCCUGGCUAACCUGCUGAGCGAGCAGCACCGGACCGUGAAGGAACAGCUGGAGCAGCUCCGCGUGAAGAAGUCGGCUAGCAAGCCGCCCCCGGAGGCGGAGGCCCUGAAGCCGCCCCACAGGAAGCCUCUCGUCCUGACCCUGGACGCUCGGCAGAGGAGGAAGCUCCAGCACCAGAUGCAGCAGCACGUGCAGCUCCUGACCCAAAUCCACCUCCUCUGCAGUGCCAACCCUGGCCUUAGCUCUGAGGCCAGCACCACCCGGCUUUUUCUGGCCGAGCUGAACACUUUUGCCCAGAGUGCUGCGCUCUUCCACCAUCCGCUCAGCCCCAAGCUCCAGAACUCCUUCCAGCCCUGCAACUUGAAGGAAGCUCUGCAGCUCAUAGAAGACUUCCACACCCACGUCAAGGUGGAGUGGAGCCCUCGCAAAGUCGUCAAAAAGAAAGCCCAACACUUUCAAUGCCUGCCGAAGCAAGUUGCGUGGAUUAUGGCGACGAGACGAAUCUUCAUGUAUCCGCAACUGCUGCCAGUUCGCGCCCUGAAUGCCAAAAAGCCCCAUGACAAGAUCAUCUUCACGAAAGGGGAGGACAACUUGAUAGCUUUGGGACUGAAGCAUUUUGAGGGGACGGAGUUCCCAAAGUCCCUGAUCAGCAAGUACCUCCUGACGACCAAGACUGCCCACCAGCUGACGGUACACAUCAAGAAUCUCACCAUGAACCGGGCCUCAGACAACGCCAUAAAAUACUACAAGAAGACGAAGCAGCUGCCUGUCCUGUUUCAGCUUUGCGAGGAGAUCCAGCCCAGCGACUGGAAGCCUCCCAUCGAGAAAGAGGAGCAUCUCCUGCCCUACUGGCUGAAGGCCAGCUUGCCUUACAUCCAAAAAGCACUGGAGCUGCGUGCUGAAGAAGCAUCAUCCAAUUUCUGCAGCUCUGACCCCAAACUCGGCCCGGCAGGGAAAGAACCUGCAGGAUGGACAAGCGAAGGGAAGUAUCCGCUGCACGCGCCCAAGGGGUUAGAACUGAUCCUGAGGUCGCUCCCCAGCCAUUUCUACAAGAAGGCUUGGCCGCGGCAGCGGCCUACCACCACCAAGCCCUUCCCCGUCUGGACCGGCGGUGGCAGCAGCAACCACCUCAAAGUGUCCACAAAGCAGCCCCAGCCGGAAGUUGCGGCCCGCUUCCCCUGCUGGAUCCAGCCCGCGCCGGCGGUCCAGCACCUGCCCAGUAUCCAGCCCGUGAGGCUGCAGCCGGCUGUGGCGAACGGGGGCGGCUUUGAGCUCCAGGGUGUCCUCUCAGCUCACCAUUCUGGCGCCCGGCCCUGCUUGGCCGCCGCCGCCGUACCCCAGAGCUUGCUCUCCUCCAUACCUGUGGCCUUUCAGCCCAAGAUGAUGCUCCCGGUAUUGCCCGUGUCCAAAAUCUGGAAGCCCAGCUCCCCAAAGAGGUACCAGAAGAAGAAGGGCCCCAAGCCCCCUCAGCUGCUCCCCUCUGCCCCCGUCGUCUUCACCCUUUCCGCCGGCACCGUGAAAACAGUCAGCCUCGCCAACGGCUGCAGCGUGCUGCAGCCCUUGGCCGCCGCCGCGGGCGGGGCUGCGCAGCCCAUUCCCAUCACCACCCUGUUGGUGAACCCCACCCCUUUCCCCUGCCCCCUGGGCCGGCCGCUUGUGACUUCCCCGCCCCCUUCCUUGGUGGUCCCCGCCAACGCCGCCAGCUUUCCUGCCUCCGUGUCUGCCAAAGGAGCUGAAUUUGUAACCCCGGCUGCCGCAGGCGGCGAAAGCAGGCGCCCCGUUCCGGAACCGAAAACAGAGCCGCGGGAGCCCCCCUUGUGCACAGCGACACCCGCCGAGGAGGAGCAUGGCCCUCAGACUUCUGAGGGCGGGGGCCAAACGGCAGCUUCUGUCCAGACCUGUGUGGAAAUGGCGGAAGAGAAAGCUGCCGAGCAGCCCUCCGAGGGCCCCUUCUCCCCGUUAGCAGAAUUAGCAGAGAGGAUGAAGACAGAGUCUGAAGAGUUCUGCAGGGCCCUGCCGGAAGUGGCUCCGGUCCUAGUGGAGACGAGCUUGGUAGGAGCCCCAGUCGGAGAGGAGCUGGUGCUGGGUCUCGGGCUGGAGCUGGACGUGGAGCCCAACCCUGAAGGCACGAGCGAGCAGAAGGAAACGAAGGACGAGUGGAGCGCCCCUGAGGCCGGGGGGCAGUGCCCAGGAGGCACAGCUGCUGGGGCAGAAGGGGGCUCCCCCAAGAACGUCUCCGACUCGCCACCUGCUGAGGCAGGGUCCGGCAGCCCCUCCACGAAGCCGGAGGAUUCGUCCAGUGCGGGUGGCUGUGCUGCGGGGGUGCUGGCGGGCCCGGAGGCGACGGGCGAGAAGGACGGUCCGGAGGAAGACGAGGAGGAGGACUUUGAUGACUUCACUCAAGACGAGGAAGACGAGGAGAUGUCGUCGGCGUCGGAGGAAUCGGUGCUGUCCGUGCCGGAGCUUCAGGAAACUAUGGAGAAGCUGACGUGGUUGGCCUCUGAGAGGCGCCUGAGCCAAGAGGGAGACUCAGAGGAGGAGAAUUCGCAGGAGGAGAACUCCGAGCCAGAGGAAGAAGAGGAAGAGGAGGAAGAAGGGGAGAACCUGGAAAGCAUGCAAAAGGAGGAUGGAACGACGGACGAGGUGGCGGGGCCUGGAGACGGGCCGGCGUUGUCUCUCGCCCUGACCUGUGCUGCCCCCAAGGUGGAGCCCAGCGGGACCCCAUCAGGGGAGUGCGCCAAAGCCCCUGGGAAAAGCCGGGGCUCCCACAGAGCCCGGGCCAAGAGGGGCAGGGGCCGGGCCAGCAAAGACACCUCCAAACUGCUGCUGCUGUACGACGAAGACAUCCUGGAGAGGGAUCCGCUGCGGGAGCAGAAGGACUUGGCUUUUGCCCAGGCGUACCUGAGCAGGGUUCGCGAGGCCUUGCGGCACAUCCCGGGCAAGUAUGAGGAGUUCCUGCGCAUCAUUUACGAGUUCGAGAGCAACGCCCACAAGCAGACAGCCGUGGACCUCUACGCCCGCCUGCGCAGCCUCCUGCGGGAGUGGCCGCAGCUGCUCACUGACUUCGCCGCCUUCCUCUUACCCGAGCAAGCCCUGGAGUGCGGGCUGUUCGAAGAGCAGCAGGCUUUUGAAAAGAGCCGGAAGUUCCUGCGGCAGUUGGAAAUCUGCUUUGCCGAAAACCCUUCCCACCACCAGAAGAUCAUCAAAGUGCUCCAGGGCUGUGCCGAGUGUUUGCCCCAGGAGAUCGUGGAGCUCAAGAACCAGAUGUGGCAGCUGUUGAAAGGGCACGACCACUUGCAGGACGAAUUCUCCAUCUUCUUUGAUCACUUGCGCCCGUCAGCCAGCCGCAUGGGAGACUUUGAGGAGGUCAGCUGGACGGAGGAGAAAGAGUACGAGUUUGAUGGAUUUGAAGAAGUGUCGUUGCCAGACGUAGAAGAGGACGAGGAGCCCCCCAAAAUCCACGCCUCCUCAAAAAAUAAGAAGCGGAAGGAGCUCGGAGGCCAGAACACUGACAAGGAGGCGGAGUGGGCGGAGGGGGCCAAGGAGUGCUCCUGCGCCUGCCACGAGGGGAGCAGCGACUCGAGGCUGAAGAGGAGCAAGCGGAAGAGCUGCGGUCACUGCAGCAACAAGGCAGGAGACGGCAAGUCUUACAAGCACAAAGACGCCCAGGAGCCUACGGAGAACCUUGCCCCACGAGAACUGAGCCCCCGGCCUGAAGAGAAGGAGCUGACGGAGGAAAGCCUGGAGCACAGAGACGACGGGGAGGCUCCCCAGGGCAGGAUGAGGACAGCUGCCCGGAAGGCGGACCCUGUAGCUGCGGCAGGUUCCCGUGUGGAUGGGAAGCUUCCAUUGUGCAGAGAAGCCUCCUUAGAGGGGGACGUGCUACUGGCUGGUAGGACUGUAGAACCGUGCUCUCUGCAGGGACCUCAUUGCCCCAAAAAGGCACCCGUGGCUGAUGCCGCAGCACAGACCCCCACAGCUCCCGCGGCCUCUUCGAUACAGACACAGAAGACUGUUGCACCUAAACAGCGACCCAGAGGCAGCUCUUGCCCCGUGGGUGGGGAGAGCGAGGCAGCACGUGGCCCGAGGAGCGCAGAGGCUUCCUGUGGGCUCGGCAAAGUCAUCUCAGGGCCUGAGGCUUCCGCAGGGACAGUGGGCAAGGGCCCCAGUCCUCCUCCGGCAAAGGGUUUGCUGCAGAAACUCGCUCCUCAGCCCAGCCUCUUGGAGGAGCCCAUUGCUGUUAGCCUGAAGGAAAAGGAGGGGGAGAGACCGGCUGCUUCUGUGGACACGAAAACGAAAGGAUGGGAAGCAGCGGGGUCACCCCCCAAAGACCCUGGCCCCCCGAAGGCAGCAGUGGGAAAGAACUGCAGCUCGCCAACUCACACGGAACCCUAUGGUGCUUGCCGCCCACAAUCCAGCAAUCCAAAGGCAAAGGCUGCGGGGGCCUCGGGUGCCGGCGACCGUUUGCAAGAGCGGCAGCAAGCUGCGGGAGGCGUCGAGCGUGCUUUGCCCCGCCCACCCAGGCCACGGGGGGAGGAGCUGCAGCAGAGAGCGACGGAAGCCAUGGUCUGCGCCAAGAACAUCAAGGUCAGCUCCACGGGAGAGAAAGUCGUCCUGUGGACCAGGGAGGCUGACCGUGUCAUCCUGACCACCUGCCAAGAACGAGGCGCCCAACAAGACACGUUCAGGGCCAUCUCGCAGCAGCUGCACAACAAAACAGCCGAGGAAGUGGCCCACCGGUUCAGGGAGCUGAUGACGUUGUUCCACACUGCCUGCGACGUCAGCUCGGAUGACGAAGACGACGGCGCCAGCACCAGCAACACGGACCAGCUCUCAGACAAAGAUCCCGCCCUCUCUGAAGAAGAGCAGGAGGAAUGA
Euleptes europaea (tarantolino) is the source of this 6735-nucleotide messenger RNA. Its product is annotated as GON-4-like protein. Gene Ontology annotation, molecular function: transcription coregulator activity. NCBI's taxonomy places the organism in Eukaryota, Metazoa, Chordata, Lepidosauria, Squamata, Sphaerodactylidae. Gene Ontology annotation, biological process: regulation of DNA-templated transcription. The record is from RefSeq and is a predicted model, not a curated record. The coding region runs from base 1 to 6735 and encodes 2244 amino acids. Gene Ontology annotation, cellular component: nucleus. The transcript is spliced from 31 exons.